GUCUGCAGCAUGGAGCAAGGAUUGGUUGUUACUCAGCUGGAUGUUGAGCCUGGUGAGUGCAUCAAGGUCAAAGGCAAGAUCCUGUCUGAUGCCAAAGGGUUUGCUGUCAAUGUAGGCAAGGACAGCAGCACGCUUAUGCUGCAUUUCAACCCUCGCUUCGAUUGCUACGGAGAUGUCAACACCAUUGUGUGCAAUUCCAAGGAGGAUGGCCUGUGGGGCGAGGAAGACAGGAAGGCUGAUUUUCCUUUCCAGCAAGGUGACAAGACAGAGAUUUGCAUUUCCUUCAAUGAAACCGAGGUAAUGGUGAAGCUCCCAGAGGCAGAAUUCGAGUUCCCUAAUCGACUGGGCAUGAAGAAAAUUGAAUACCUGGCCGUGGAGGGUGACUUCAAAGUCAAAGCCAUUAAAUUCAGCGAAGAGCUAUAACUUGGUUUGGUUUUGCUUCCUUUCCCCCUGCAUAGUGAAAUAAACCCAAACUUGCAAUGGC
Molecule: messenger RNA, 484 nt
Organism: Apaloderma vittatum (bar-tailed trogon)
Lineage: Eukaryota; Metazoa; Chordata; Aves; Trogoniformes; Trogonidae
Product: 16 kDa beta-galactoside-binding lectin
Exons: 4
Coding region: 10-423 (137 amino acids)
Molecular function (GO): carbohydrate binding; laminin binding
Source: RefSeq, a predicted model, not a curated record